Molecule: messenger RNA, 1800 nt
Organism: Prunus persica (peach)
Lineage: Eukaryota; Viridiplantae; Streptophyta; Magnoliopsida; Rosales; Rosaceae
Product: putative disease resistance protein At3g14460
Exons: 3
Coding region: 52-1590 (512 amino acids)
Molecular function (GO): protein binding
Source: RefSeq, a predicted model, not a curated record
UUCUUCCAAGAAUUUGAGAAAGAUGACCUUGGAUAUAUAACCCGGUGCAAGAUGCAUGAUGUUGUGCAUGACUUUCUACAAUUUCUAACUAAGAAUGAAUGCUUUGUUUUGGAGGGUGAGGGUGGUAAUAAGAGAAUAAUGGAGUUUAAUGGAGAAAAUAAGGCUCGUCAUUUGACAUUAAUGUUUGCACCUGAAGGUGCAUUUCCGAGUUCCUUGUACAGCUGCAAGAAUUUACGGACUCUAGCAACUUUUGAUUCAAAUAUUAGUACAUUUGGUCGAGAGUUAAUUUCACAGCUAAAAUGCCUUAGAACGUUGAAUCUGAGUUUUAACUCCAUAAAAGAAGUUCCGAAUGAGGUUGGAGAAUUGGCACAUUUGAGGUACUUUGAUUUGUCUUAUAAUGAAGAUUUGAUGAAAUUGCCAGACAGCGUGUGUAAUUUAAUGAAUUUGCAAACCUUGAGACUCAUUUGGUGCAGAACACUUGAAAGAUUACCUGAAGGCAUAGGAAAGCUGAUUAACUUGCAGCAUCUUUAUGUCAUGGGUUGUUUUCGUCUGAAGUUGCCCAAGGUGAUUGCAAGGUUAACAAGUCUACGAACGCUAGAUCAAGUUCGCAUCCUUGAGGUUGAUAACAAGAAGGAAGUAUUAUUCGGGUUAAGUGAUUUGAGAAACUUAGACCAGCUUCGUGGGAGUUUCCGAAUAGAAUUUCUGGAGAAUUUGAAGGACGCGAGGCAGGCCGAGAAAGCGCAUUUGGUGAACAAAAAUUGCCUCGUCAGUCUGGAAUUGCGCUUCUUCUUUGGUGGAACAGAUGAGAUUCCUCUUGUGGCAAGCCAGGAAGAAACACUGAAUGCCUUACAACCACCUCCAAAUCUGGAAUCCUUCUCUCUCUAUCACUACAGUGGCACCACACUCCGGCCCCAUUGGAUGACGUCAUUAAACAAAUUGAGAAUCCUUACCCUCGGAUAUUUCGAUUAUGUUGAGGUUUUGCCUCCUUUGGGGAGAUUGGAGUCCCUUGAAGUAUUGGAGAUACAAGAUUGGCCGAGCUUGAAAAAGGUGGGGGUUGAGUUUUUGGGAAUAGAAACGCAAACAUCAUCUCCAAUUAUUUUAUUCCCAAAUUUGAAAAAACUUGUAUUCGAGUUUUUGCCCAUGUGGGAAGAGUGGGAAGGAAUGACAGGGUGGAGUGAAGAAGAGGAUUCUCAGAAGACAAUCACAAUAAUGCCCUGCCUUUCUUCCUUACAAAUUGGUUAUUGCGGUUUGCUUAAAACACUGCCCAAUUUCUUACGAAAUACACCGCUCAAGGAGCUUGUCAUCGGUUUCGGCUGUCGGAUUCUUGCACAAGGUUGCCAAAAAGGCAGAGGAGGAAGCGAGUGGCCCAAGAUUUCUCACAUCCCGAACAUCAAAGUUUGGAUCGGACCAAGUGGCGAAUUUGUACAAAAAGACGGAGUUUGGAUCGGACAACAGCAAACUGAUGAUGAUGAGACGCUAAGUGUCGCUUCCACCUCUUCUUCUUCUGGAGUAAACUUGGGACACAAGUCUACCUUGAACUCGAACAUGAAGAUGAAGACACGUACUCCACGCCUUAAUUCCAGCAGCUGAAGCUUUUUUUAUGGCAUUCAAAGAGGGAAGAUCUGGAAGUGAAGUCUCAUUUGAGUUCACCUUUGUACAGUAAUGAAAAUAAUUAUAAUAUCCGAUAUGCAUGUAUAUAUGUAAUUAUGAUCUCUGUUGAGAUGUUGUUAUAUAUCACUCUCAUCUGAAAUGUCAGAUAUGUACAUUAAUAGCCAAUAAUUCAAUCAUGAACUCUUCAUA